AUGUUCUCUUGCCUUACUCAGUUUGAGAUAGAAGACGAACAGCUUAAACUAGCUCGGGCUCUAGAGGUCCCUAAAGAAGGUGAAAAUAAGAAGAUUUCACCUACGUUAGAAGGGAUUGAUCCAAUCAGCGAUACUGAGGAAGGUGAGGAUGAAGUUAGGCUAUCUGUGAGGGCAGGGAAGAGACGAAAGAGUGUUUUGUCUGAUCAUGAGAGUGAGCAAAGUGAUGAUAAUGAUAGUGGUUUACCCUUAAUGAGCCAAGGCAAGGAAGGCGCCGAGGAUACAUGA
Penicillium maclennaniae is the source of this 285-nucleotide messenger RNA. RefSeq lists its product as uncharacterized. The record is from RefSeq and is a predicted model, not a curated record. The transcript is spliced from 2 exons. NCBI's taxonomy places the organism in Eukaryota, Fungi, Ascomycota, Eurotiomycetes, Eurotiales, Aspergillaceae. Bases 1 to 285 code for a protein of 94 amino acids.